AUGAAAAUCUUCAACACCCCCAGCAACUCCAGAACCUUCACUGGCUUCAUCCUCCUGGGCUUCCCUUGCCGCAGGGACGGGCAGAUCCUCCUCCUUGUGCUCUUCUCCGUUGUAUACCUCCUGACCCUCACGGGCCAUGGUUCCAUCAUCUGCGCUGCGCACUGGGAUCAGAGACUCCACACCCCCAUGUACAUCCUGCUUGCCAACUUCUCCUUCCUGGAGAUCUGGUAUGUCACCUCCACAGUCCCCAACAUGCUGGCCAACUUCCUGUCUGACACAAAGAUCAUCUCCUUCUCUGGGUGCUUCCUCCAGUUCUACUUUUUCUUCUCCUUGGGUGCUACAGAAUGCUUCUUCCUGGCAGUUAUGGCAUUUGAUCGAUACCUCGCCAUCUGCCAGCCUCUACACUAUCCAACCAUUAUGACCAGACAUCUCUGUAUCAAUCUCGUGGUCAGUUGCUGGGUACUUGGUUUCAUCUGGUUCUUGAUUCCUAUCAUCAUCAUCUCUCAAAUGUCCUUCUGUGGAUCCAGGAUUAUCGAUCACUUCCUAUGUGACCCGGGUCUUCUUCUAACACUCACCUGCAAAAAAGCCCCUGUGAUAGAGCUUGUCUUCAAUAUCUUAACUCCUCUGCCUGUCUUUAUGCUCUUUCUCUUCAUCGUGGGGUCCUAUGCUCUGGUCCUGAGAGCUGUGCUGAGGGUCCCUUCAGCAGCUGGGAGAAGAAAGUCUUUCUCCACGUGUGGGUCUCACCUGGCUGUGGUUUCACUGUUCUAUGGUGCAGUAAUAGUCAUGUAUGGGAGCCCAACAUCUAAGCAUGAAGCUGGAAAGCAGAAGACUGUGACUCUGUUUUACUCUGUUGUUACCCCAUUCCUUAACCCUAUGAUAUAUAGUCUUAGGAACAAAGAUAUGAAAAAAGCUCUGAAGAAAUUUUAG
This is a messenger RNA of Saimiri boliviensis boliviensis (Bolivian squirrel monkey), 927 nucleotides long. Its product is annotated as olfactory receptor 11G2. Gene Ontology annotation, cellular component: membrane. Lineage: Eukaryota; Metazoa; Chordata; Mammalia; Primates; Cebidae. The record is from RefSeq and is a predicted model, not a curated record. Gene Ontology annotation, molecular function: olfactory receptor activity; G protein-coupled receptor activity. Gene Ontology annotation, biological process: G protein-coupled receptor signaling pathway.